GAACUAGGGUUUUAGAUUCCGCACCCUUUAUAAUCUCUCAAAGUCUGCGGGCAGAGCUUACCGUUUCGUACAUUUCUUUGAUUUUGAGGCAGCAUCAGUUUGAUUUGAACAUCUUACAUCCAUCCACAACAAAGAUGGCAGCAGUUGAAGAGGCCGUUGUUCCAGUUGAGGUCCCAGUUCCAGCUGCUCUUGGUGAACCCAUGGACAUCAUGACAGCAUUGCAACAUGUGCUAAGAAAAUCACUUGCUCAUGGAGGUCUUGUGCGUGGACUUCAUGAGGCUGCAAAGGUGAUUGAGAAGCAUGCUGCUCAGCUUUGUGUAUUGGCUGAGGACUGUAACCAGCCAGACUAUCAAAAGUUGGUCAAAGCACUUUGUGCUGACCAUAAUGUCAGCUUGAUCACUGUUCCUAGUGCAAAGACUCUUGGUGAAUGGGCUGGUUUGUGCAAGAUUGACUCAGAAGGCAAAGCUAGAAAGGUUGUGGGUUGCUCUUGCCUUGUUGUGAAGGAUUACGGAGAGGAAAGUGAAGGGCUUCACAUUGUUCAAGAGUACAUGAAAUCUCACUAAUUAUUUGGCAGUUGAUGAAAAUACUCUUGUUGUUUUUUCGGUUUUUGAGUUUUGGUAUGAGGAGAACCUUAGGGAUAUGAUUAGAUUGUUGGAGUAAAAACUCUUGUUGAAGUUCAUUAGAUAUUAAUUAUUGAGUUUUUUUUUUGUUGUG
Molecule: messenger RNA, 714 nt
Organism: Lactuca sativa (garden lettuce)
Lineage: Eukaryota; Viridiplantae; Streptophyta; Magnoliopsida; Asterales; Asteraceae
Product: small ribosomal subunit protein eS12
Biological process (GO): translation
Cellular component (GO): ribosome
Molecular function (GO): structural constituent of ribosome
Source: RefSeq, a predicted model, not a curated record